AUUGUUUGUUGAAUCAUACCCUACCAUAUUAUUCAUUGCUACGGACGGGAUCUCGCGGGUAAGGAGCAAAGUGGUGCACAUAUUUGGGCUGAGAACGGUUUUUGUCUUUUCUGGUGUGCAAAAGUCUAGCCUUUCAGCUAAUUUUAUGUUUUGUGAUCGUCGGACGAGUCGUGUUUAGUUGGAACGUCGAUUGGAUAGAUAAAACGUGUGAUUUGUGUAAUUAUCGAACUAGUUAUUCCUUCGAUUCCGUAGCCAAGCUGGAGAAUGUAAUCACCGGAUCCGGGAAAUUCGCGGGUGCAUUAUAUAUGAGAAAAGUAUGAAGAUUGAGUAAAGACUCGUUACUACUUGUGCAAAAUUUUCAUCCGAUAGCAUAAAACAGUGAGAUUUUAGAAGCAAUCGAUACUGCUGUUGUGACUGGUGAUAAAAACCUACAGUGAUCGAAAGUGUACAUCCCAGUGACAGAAGUUCUAGCGAAAACUUAAUCCUUUGAUAUCCCGAUUACACAGCAGCUGAAACGCAAACAAAGGGAGGAAAUCAUCCCUGAUAAGGUCACGCGAGACAAGGAAGCUGCGAGCAACGGAAGUUUUCGGGAACACUUUUGAGAGGAGAACAAAGUAGAAUGGCUUUGGAUUUUGCGGCAACAUAUAAAGUGCUGGUACUAGGUGAUUCCAAUGUUGGCAAAACAUGCAUCGUACAUCGAUACUGCGAUGAAAGAUAUUACGAUACCUAUAUUUCAACAAUCGGCAUCGAUUUCAAGCAAAAGUUAAUCAAUCUAGAUGGAGUACCAAUCAAGCUGCAGAUUUGGGACACUGCUGGUCAGGAACGCUUCCGAACCCUGACGACCGCAUACUAUCGGGGUGCGAUGGGUAUCUUGCUCAUGUACGAUGUUACCAGUCUAGAGUCGUUCAACAAUCUGUCCUACUGGCUGCGGAACAUUCAGGAGAAUGCGUCACCGGAUGUGGUAAAGGUGCUGGCUGGCAACAAGUGCGAGUGCAAUCCACCCCAGCGAGCAGUGGAUAAGGAGCGAGGAGAUAAGAUCGCAGAAAACUUCGACAUGCCAUUUUUCGAAGUGUCUUGUAAGCAGAACAUAAACAUUGAGGAUGCUUUUCUAACGUUGGCCCGUAAGAUUCGCGAACAACGAGAGCAUCGGGGUGAAAACUUCGACGAUGGAGAACGUCAGAAGGGUUUGCAGGAUAUGAUCAAGAAUGGACCCGGAUCCAAUGGGCUAGGGCCGUUCACGUUAGGCAGUGGCGGUGAGGGUGGACGAUGUUCCUGCUAAGGAGGUGGCGUUUCUGGAUUAUCUGUCCUCCGGAGGUGUACUACAGAGACAAAGCAAGAUAUUGCGUUGAAAAGACUCAAACUAUUGAAUUGAUAAUUUUUAUUUACGAUCCUUAUUACGUUAGGACAUACUAUGAACAAAGUUUCACUAUUAUGUUCUGUUCUUUCAUGAGGGAGGCUGGAUAAACAGCUCGAAGGUGCACAAAUUUUAGAAACAGGUGGUAUCUUUUUAUAAAGAGAGUGACUGUAGAGAACAAUGUAUUAGUGAACUGAAAUGAAGUAUUAAAUCGGUACUCAUAUCAUAUUAAGUAGUGCAGAUUACCAAAAUAGGAGAUUCGGAUAGUUAUAUAAACUUAUGGACAUUUAAUUGGUUAUGGGAAAAAGUAUUAAAUAUCAACGAUUAUGUUCAAGUUUAUCUCAUCGGUUUAUUUCCUUUUUCCAUGAAUCACUCCUUCGAGAGACAAUGAGCUCUUAAUCAUAAGUGUCUAUUGCUAAACUAGAUACCCAUAACGUAGCGUAAACACUUUUAAAUAGUAAGAAAAUCACCGAAACAAAACAAAAUUUUACUGUCUUUCAGCAGCCAUAUUUGUUCGCUUGUUGGUUGCGUAUAUGAAAAAUAGCCUUGUUCGAAACAUAAAACGAAUACAGUUAUACUUUAUUGAUAGGAUCACCUGACUGUUGUAUUGCUUCUGAUAUUAAAUAAGGGGCAGGCAUGCUCGAAUCAAAAAUGAGCAUGAAAGCGAAAAAAUAAUUUUGACAUCUUAUUCAAGAACCACAGCGAUGUUAAUUUCAGUUUAACUUUCAUUUAUGUCAAUGUGAUAAGAGUCGCUGGGAACCGAUUUUGUUUUUCAAUUUAAAUCGUGCAAUGAAACAAACCAUUCGAUUCGCUUCAGUUUAGGAAUGAACAAACUAAAUAUAUUACGAACUAAUUAUUAUUAUUAUCUAGGAAAUAACCCAAACGAAAUAUUUGCAUAGUUUGCAAAGUCUUGAAAAAAAUUACAUUACAUUUAACCGGAAUAAGAGAAUGAAACUGACAAAUGGAACAAGAUGAAGAUGAAGAACAAAAAAGCUGAACACAAGGCGAAUUUGAUCGAAUAAUAUUUUUGAUUAUUGUGUCCGGAAGGACAUGACGAUUGUGGGUGAAAUUAUACUAAAGAUUUAGUAGAAAUAGAAGCUGAUGUCAAUGUUGGGUAUGGGAAGUAAUACGAAACUGUACGAGGAGAAAAACUGCAAUGUAAUUGAUAGUUUCCUUUCGAAUAUUUAAAUAAUAAAAAACUGGAUUACUACGCCAAA
This is a messenger RNA of Toxorhynchites rutilus septentrionalis, 2571 nucleotides long. It is a transcript of the gene RabX4, whose product is annotated as ras-related protein Rab-8A. Gene Ontology annotation, molecular function: GTPase activity; GTP binding. The transcript has 5 exons. The record is from RefSeq and is a predicted model, not a curated record. Lineage: Eukaryota; Metazoa; Arthropoda; Insecta; Diptera; Culicidae. The coding region runs from base 620 to 1279 and encodes 219 amino acids.